This is a messenger RNA of Boleophthalmus pectinirostris (great blue-spotted mudskipper), 5528 nucleotides long. It is a transcript of the gene cry2, whose product is annotated as cryptochrome circadian regulator 2. The record is from RefSeq and is a predicted model, not a curated record. The coding region runs from base 139 to 2187 and encodes 682 amino acids. Gene Ontology annotation, molecular function: DNA binding; FAD binding. Gene Ontology annotation, cellular component: nucleus; cytoplasm. Lineage: Eukaryota; Metazoa; Chordata; Actinopteri; Gobiiformes; Gobiidae. The transcript is spliced from 13 exons. Gene Ontology annotation, biological process: circadian regulation of gene expression; negative regulation of DNA-templated transcription; entrainment of circadian clock by photoperiod.
UCCCGUUUGGUGUUGGGUUGUCUCUGACAGCUCUAGAAGUUUACCGAGUGUUGUUUGUGCUUGGUCUAGUUUCACAUAGUUUACAAAGAUUUGGCUGUGGACUUCGUAUUUCCUUUUGGAGAUGGAUUAAGAGAGACGAUGGUGGUAAAUUCGGUGCACUGGUUUCGUAAAGGGUUGCGGCUGCACGAUAAUCCUGCGUUACAGGAGGCCCUGAAUGGAGCGGAUACAGUGCGCUGUGUUUAUAUCCUGGACCCGUGGUUUGCAGGCGCCGCUAAUGUUGGGAUUAACCGAUGGAGGUUCCUGCUAGAGGCUCUCGAGGACCUGGACAACAGUCUAAAGAAGCUCAACUCCAGGCUGUUUGUCAUCAGAGGCCAACCAACAGAUGUGUUCCCCAGACUCUUUAAGGAGUGGAAUGUGACAAGGCUAACCUUUGAGUAUGACCCAGAGCCUUAUGGGAAGGAGAGAGAUGGGGCCAUUAUCAAAAUGGCACAGGAGUUUGGUGUGGAGACCCUCGUCAGAAACUCCCACACACUGUACAACCUUGACAGGAUCAUUGAGAUGAACAACAACAAUCCUCCUUUGACCUUUAAGCGUUUUCAGACGAUUGUAAGCAGACUGGAGUUGCCCCGGAGACCGUUGCCACCCAUCACCCCACAGCAGAUGGACAAGUGUCACACGAAAAUCUCUGACAACCACGACCAGCUCUACAAUAUACCUUCUCUAGAAGAACUAGGUUUUCGAACAGAAGGGCUGCCUACAGCUGUGUGGAGAGGAGGGGAGUCUGAGGCGCUGGAAAGACUCAACAAACACCUGGACAAGAAGGUAUGGGUGGCCAGUAUUGAGCACCCUCGGGUGAGCACAUGUUCUCUGUAUGCCAGCCCCACUGGCCUCAGCCCCUACCUCCGCUUUGGCUGUCUGUCCUGUCGCGUCCUGUACUACAACUUAAGAGAGCUUUAUAUGAAGCUGCGGAAGCGCUGUAGUCCCCCUCUCUCCCUCUUCGGGCAGCUCUUAUGGAGAGAGUUCUUUUACACUGCUGCCACCAACAAUCCCAACUUUGACCGCAUGGAGGGGAACCCCAUCUGUGUUCAGAUUCCAUGGGACCAGAACCCAGAAGCUCUGGCUAAGUGGGCUGAGGGUCGCACUGGUUUCCCUUGGAUUGAUGCCAUUAUGACCCAGCUGAGACAGGAGGGGUGGAUUCAUCACCUGGCCCGUCACGCUGUGGCCUGCUUUCUGACCAGAGGAGACCUGUGGAUCAGCUGGGAAAGUGGCAUGAAGGUGUUUGAGGAGCUCCUGUUGGAUGCUGACUGGAGUGUCAACGCUGGCAGCUGGAUGUGGCUGUCCUGCAGUGCCUUCUUCCAACAGUUUUUCCACUGCUAUUGUCCAGUUGGUUUUGGGAGGAGAACCGACCCAACUGGAGACUAUAUCAGGCGGUACAUCCCAAUUUUGAAGGACUACCCAAAUCGCUACAUCUAUGAGCCAUGGAAUGCCCCAGAAUCGGUCCAGAAGGCGGCCAACUGUGUAGUGGGAGUGGACUAUCCCAAACCAAUGAUAAACCAUGCAGAGGGAAGUAGGCUCAACAUUGAACGAAUGAAGCAAGUUUAUCAGCAGCUGUCCCACUACAGAGGACUCAGCUUACUUGCAUCGGUGCCAACUAUCCAAGAAGAAGCAGAGCCACCAAUGACGGAUGAGUCUCAAACGAGCAGUGGCCCUGACUCUCCACCCAAGCUUUCUGACGUUGAGGCAGCAGGGUGCUCCACUGCUCCAGACUCAUCCACCAUGGACCCCUUCUCAUUCUCAGUCAGUGUCCCGUACACAGCUCUAGAUGAAACCACGUGCCCCAAGAACGAGCCCCCUACCGCCAUAUCCUCCACCUCCCCUGACCCAAUGACCGCACAGCCCAAACCCUCAUCUCCUGCCUCACCAAGUCCCAAUGUAGCCCCCAGCCCUGGUCGUUCUACCUCACUGGGCCCCAGAAGGAAAGGCAUGGCCCGUAAGACGCGACGUAGCCAGAGACAGAGGGUGCGACAAAACUGCGCUACAGCAACAAAAGAGGGGGACAGGAGGACAGACGACGAGUCCCGGGACAGUACAACGACAGAGGACAAGAUGGAGGAGGAAAUCGAGCAGGAUGAUGAAAAGAUGGAAGAGGAAAUGCUUGGAGGAGAGUCAACAGGACAUUUGCAGUAACAGGAAACUCCCAGAUGAAACUUGUCAUUCAGCUCCAAAAGGAAAACCAUGGUACCCAAGCCAUCCACCACAGAAGGCAGUAAAAACAGGAACAAGUACCAGGAAAACUCUUUAUGUUGCAGCUGAAUGAGGAGUCCCAAUGAAAUGCACUACGGCCCUUGUGGACUGAUGUGGACAGCAGCGGUUUCUGAACUUGCCCCUUUGUCUCAUUGAAUGUAUUGUUCAUAGAAUCUGUGAUGCACCACAGAAAUUAUUAUUUGUUUAUUUCAAACAGUGAUUAACACAAUCUCCUAUUUAUAUAUUUUUUUAGUUCACUGGUAUCCCACAUUUUUGAUCUCCACCUCCAUAAUAUUUCCUGAUUUGUGCAUCAGACUUCUAUGAAAUUGUAGCAGGAAUCUAUGUACAGUCGUGGUCAAAAGUUUACAUACAGUACACGUUCAGAAACUAAAUCCCCUACUAACUUCACGUUACACGCUUCAUCCUUGAAUAAGCGGCCAUUUUGGAAUGCAUAGGGUAAUCGCAUUUUGGAAAUAAAAAGAAAAGGAAAAAUUUCCUGUUAAUCAUUUAUUUAUUUAAUAGUUCUUUUAACAGCACAACUUUUUAAGUGGUUCAUAAGUUUACAUACACCUACUCGUUCAGGGCUUAGUACUUCGUUGCAUUUCCAUUGACCUUGAUAACUUCAGCAAGUCACUUUGGAUAUCCUUCAAUCAGCUUCUCACAGUAAUCCCUGGAGAUCUUGGGCCAUUCCUACUGGCAGAUUUCAUACAGUUGUGCUACGUUUGUUGGUCUCCUCUUACGGAUCUGUUUCUUCAGUUCACUCCACACAUUCUCAAUGGGAUUGAGGUCCGGACUCUGUGAAGGCCACUCCAACAUGUUCACCUUGUUUGUCUGGAACCAUUUUGAUACUAUUUUGGCUGUGUGUUUCGGGUCGUUGUCCUGUUGAAACAUCCAAUUUCGACCAAGCUUCAGACAUUUGACAGACUUUUUGAGGUUUCUUUGCAAUAUUUCUAUGUAAUCCUCUUUCCUCAUGAUUCCAUUGAUCUUCUGGAGUUCUCCAGUUCCCGACGCUGCAAAGCAACCCCACAACAUGAGACUUCCUCCACCAUGCUUCACAGUUGGAACUGUAUUGUUGGGGUGGAAGGCUUCACCCUUUCGCCGGAAAACGUACUGUUGGUCAUUAUGACCAAACAGUUCAAUUUUCGUCUCGUCUGACCACAGCACAUUCUUCCAGAAGGCCUUAUCCUUGUUCAGGUGCUGUUUGGCAAACUUCAGUCGUGCUUUUCUGUGCCUAGUAAUGGCUUCCUUCUGCCCCGACACCCUCUCAGCCCAUGUCGAUGGAGAACUCUCUUGACCGUGGAUACUGAUACAUCUGUUCCAGAGGCAGCCAAUUCAUUGCAGAUGGCUUUCUUGGUUGUCUUUGGGUUCAUUUUCACUUUUCUGACCAAAAGCAUUUCAUCUCUGGGUGUUAGUUUCCGCUUCCUUCCAGACCGUGGCAUUACAGCUGUACUUCCACGGUGCUUAAAUGUUUGGACAAUUGUCUGAACAGAUACUCUAGGGACAUCAAGCCGCCUGGAGAUGGUUCCUAGGGACGAGCCUGCCCUGUGCAAGGCAACUAUUCGGUCCUUAAUGUCCUGAGUGUGUUGUUUUGACUUCCCCAUAUCAAGUCAAUGCAGAGUGUGUGAAUUUAAGCUGUUUAUAUACCCCUCAAAUAUAUAAAACCUGUUAAUUAUGCAGUAUGACUGAACACUGGACUAAAUGGGACCAUUGCAUGGUUGAUAGCACAAGCUGCCUUCAACCAAUGUAUUGUUUAUUGGGCAAGGCAUGUGGGUGUAUGUAAAUUUAUGAACCACUAAGAAGUUGUGUUGUUAAAAGAACUAUUAAAUAAAUAAAUGAUUAACAGGAAGUUAUGCCUUUUCUUUUUAUUUCCAAAAUGCGAUUACCCUAUGCAUUCCAGAAUGGCCGUUUAUUCAAGGAUGAAGCGUGUAACUUGAAGUUAGUAGGGGAUUUAGGUUCUGAACGUGUACUGUAUAUAAACUUUUGACCACGACUGUAAAUACUGGGCAGAGGCGAGAGCUUUUGUUUAAUUAAAUAUACAUGAUAUAAAUUUAUUAUAUAAGUAAUUUGCAUACUAUAGAUGAAAUGUUGAAGGAUUCUGGAAGUUGCCAUAUUUUUCUCUGGCAAGAAAAUGCUGCUUUUUUGGAAUGAUGUCAAAGAAUGGAUAUUGUUGUGUACUAUAUUUUGCUGAGUAGAUAUGUAAAAAUCUGUAUAAUAAGAGAAAAGAGUGGUUGGUAGUGCGGUUUCACAAAAGCUCACCCCUGAAUCUCUUUGUGGCCAAAAUGUUCACUAAUGGGCAAUAGAUUUUUCCAUGUAUUGUGUUCAUUAUCCAGUGCUAAAUUUUACUGUAAAAAUCUCUUGCCAACAGUCAGUCUAUUUCAGGUGCUGCAAAAUCAACUCAAUUUUUGCUCACCCCCAAAUAACCGUGUACUUUCUUGGCAACUCCAGAAUGAUCUUCAUAAAGUAUUGGAUGUGUUUUAUGGAUCCCAGGCAAAAAAUAUACCUCUAUGAAAAUGAUAGUUAUUUUGUGUAAGUUACAUGUUGAGAUAAAAUAAACUGAGUGGGCUCUAACAAACAGCUUACUGGAAUGGAAAAUUCAAAAUGUAAAACUUUUGUGCGUUUUACAUUCAUGUAGAGCUGUGACAAUCAGUGCUUUUUAUUGCAUUUUCAGGAAGGUAAUUUUUUUUUUAAUGUUUUAAUGUUUAGUGUGCAAUCUCUUGCAGGCUGACUUUGUGAAACCUCUGCUUGACUGCCUGGUUGAUUAUACUUUAUCGUACAAUGGUCUUGGCAAGAACUCAUGGAACUUCAUCUGCUCUAAUGACCUUGAUUCGUAGACUAACCAAUUACUUUUUUUCAAGAAAAAGUAAUUCCAUGUAAACUUUAAUUUAGACUUUUGCAACAUUUAAAGACUCUCAUGCUCUGUUUGCUUCUCCCGGACAUACAUUUAAAAACAUUCACUGUUAUUGACUCAAAUUUCUUUAAGUAAUUUGGCUUGGACAGUCUCAAAACAAUGAUAAAAUCCUUGGUGUUAAAAACAGUUUGCUUAUAAAUGUAAGAAAAAAAAGAAAAAAGGUAAUAGAUUUAAGAAGUUAAUGGAAUAAUUUUCUGGGACUUUAAUAUCUCUAAACGCAUGCUACAUCCUCCCCCUACACAGUAACAGUUGACGUACAUUCCAGGUGAUGGCAGUAUGAAGUUAUGACGCUAAAAUGGAUAUGUGGCUAUUUAUUUGUUUUGUAUUGUACAAAGAGUUUAUUUUAAAUAAAAUGCCUAAAGGACUUUUGAGAACA